Molecule: messenger RNA, 5437 nt
Organism: Dermacentor silvarum
Lineage: Eukaryota; Metazoa; Arthropoda; Arachnida; Ixodida; Ixodidae
Exons: 8
Coding region: 209-4273 (1354 amino acids)
Cellular component (GO): extracellular region
Molecular function (GO): chitin binding
Source: RefSeq, a predicted model, not a curated record
CCUUGGGCGGGCGGCGGAGGAUCCGCUUUCUCCGCGGACGGGAAAUGACUGCAAAGGCGCCCAGAAAACGGUCGCUGCCUCUCUUGCUCCUCUCGAGGGCGAUACUUGGCAUUCCCUCCGAUCCCAAUCGGAACCGGUCGCCGGCGGCGGCAGACGAGCGCUUUCCGCCGCGGCAGCUUCACGCCGCCGUCGCACGCGAGAGGACGACAUGCUGAACAUCGUCGGCGCCAGCCUCACCGGCUGGCUGCUGGUCUCGUCCGCCGGGUUGGUGCUGUGCCUGGAGCCUGGGCUGUCGGGAGGCCUGUGCGAAGGUCGGCCGGACUCGGUGUUCGCCGACAGCGACGGCCUCGGUUUCGUGGCCUGCCGACGGGGCGCUGCGCAUCACCUGCGUUGCCCGCCACGACAGCAAUUCCACGCGGGCUACUGCCGCCGCCCCAGGGCGGACGUGGAGGCCCAGAAGUGCUCCGAGCCAGACGGCGUCUACCCGGACUACGGCUCUGGUUGCCGCCGUUUCUUCUUCUGCCGAGGAGGCCGGAAGACGUCGCUGUCCUGUCCGGGCUCACUUCUCUUCGACUGGCGUCUGGGCCGCUGCCGUCCGGCUGGAAAAGUGGGCUGCCCGAGGCUACGGUGUGAUGCGGACGGCGUGUUUGCUGACCGGGUGGGCGGGUGCAGACGGUAUUUCCGGUGCCAGGAUGGAGAAAGGGAGGAAGCGCUCUGCCCACAGGGUCAGCUGUUUGAAGCAGGUCGCUGUCAGAACUCGACGGGCGUGCUGUGCGAGGGCGAUAACGGGUGCGCCAGUCUGCCGGACGCCUUCUACCCGGCGCCGGGGUGCGCCCAGUUCGUGCUCUGCGUGACCGGCAACGCUCGGGAGUUCUCGUGCCCGUCCGACCUCAUCUUCAGUCGCAAGCAGCUCGCCUGCGACUACCCACGGAAGGCGAGCUGCGAGGUGCAAGAUGCAUCCUGCGCCCCUGGCUCGAACGGUCUCUUCCCGCUGACCGGCUGUCGAGAGUUCGCUGUGUGCCGGGAUGGCGUCCUCCUCAAAGUGGGCAGCUGCCCCAAGGCCACCGUCUUUGACGCCAACACCUUGAACUGCCGGCCCGCCGCGGACGUCAAGUGCACCUUCGCCGAAGAGUACGCAGACCCGGACUGCGUCGGUCGCCCCGACGGCGUGUACGCGGGCACGACAGCGGAUUCCUACUACGGUUGUCUUGGCCAAGUCAAGGUGGCCACCUCAUCAUGCCCCGAAGGAUCGGUCUUUGACCCCACUCUUCCCGGCUGCCAAACAAAGGGCCCUGUAGCCGCGAUUGAUGGAGUCUCCUACGGCCAGUAUGAAUGUGAAGGUCGGAUCGGUGUGUUUCCUGACUACAGGACGUCGUGCUACAGCUACCGCAUCUGCGCCGAUGGCUUGGAAGUGGUCCAGGACUGCGGGGGUGGCCUGAGCUACGACACCGAGUUUGGCCGCUGCGUUGAGGACGCGUCAACGCCGUGCCGCCCGCCACGCGUCGUCGGUACCUUCAAGUGUCCCGAGGGCUCGCCGGGACUCUUCGUGGACGAAAACAGCGGAUGCAGAUUCUGGCACGAGUGCGUAGGCUCCGAGGGCGUCUCGUACGCCUGCCCAAAGGGUCACUCGUUCGACCCUGAGAGGAUGCUUUGCCGCCCUACUCUAGGUUGUUCCAAGGCUGUGCUGCGACCACGGGCCUCCAUCUCUGUGACUGGAACCAUCGUACGGCUCAAUGACACGGAUUUCGAAGUCGACUGCGGAGACGUUGCCGAGGUGCUGCCAUCCAUUGACCGACGGGACUUCCACGUCUGCGCUCCUGCUGGAGCCUUCAAUUUCCGCUGUCCCGCCGGCACGGUCUUCGAUCCUGACAGGAACGCAUGCGACAUCGACCGUGGCACCGACGUGACCGGCUUGGUGCUUCCAGGGAGUGCCGUUGACGACUUCAGCUGCGACGGCAGGCGCGAUGGCCUGCACCCCGACGAGAACAAUGGGCACGACUGCGCGAGGUACUACUCGUGUGAAGGUGGUCGAAAGCGGGUCAUGUUGUGCCCUCCAGGUACUAGAUUCAACCAGGUGCUUCUCCUCUGCUCCAGCUCCGUCCUGUGUCACGUGGACCGACACUUCUCUGUGACGCAGCCACCAGUCUCACCGGAUCCACCGGCUUCCACUACGCAAGCUAGCACUACAACGACUACACCGACCUCUACACAGCCAACUACGACGUCGUCGAGGCGAACAACUGCGCAAUACACUUAUGAGUGGACGACGCCAGCGCCGGUGCCCGUAACUGCACGAGCGUCUGCGAGAGGAAGCGCUCGUGCGGCUGCAAGAGGAACUACAUGGGAAGCUAGUUGGCAAGGUGGUUGGGCAGCGACACGAGCGGCUACGCGCGCGACUACGCCAUCUACUACGCCAUUUACAACACCAGUGACUACGGUGCGAUCGACUACGCCGACUACAACUGAGGCUACGACGACGACAACAACGACGACAACGACGACGACUACAACGCCGGCGCCUACGCCUGAGAUACGGCCAGAAGUGGAGCCGGAGUAUGAAGAUUAUUAUACAGAAUUUUUGCCAGACACUACCGCAGAAGUGACUCCAGGAGCUGCGCGUGAAACUCAGCCUGUGACAACACCUCAAAGCAUUCCAGAAGCUGUUCCAGGACUCCUUCCAAGAAAGAUUCCCGAAGGUGUCCCACUACCUCGACUGGAAGAUACACUAGUAACUCUGCCUCCGGCCACGAAAGACUACAGGCCAGAAGCUGAGCCAGAAAGUGCGUUGAAAGCGAAUACACUGCCACCGGUUACUACGCCGCAGGUUACUGAAGUGCUCGCGCCAGAAACUACACCACCGACGACGCAGGCCAACACUACGGAAGCUACACGGAAAAUUACACCGCAGUUUGUGCCCGAAUACGACAUAGACUAUUAUUCAGAAUAUUUGCCGGAAACAACUGCACGCUUCACAACAGAAACGACACGGGCUACCACCGCCGUAACAACUGAAAGAACUACGACGCGCCAAACUACGCCUGUAUUUUCUCGGGUAACCACGCCGGGUCCUGUACCGUUAAGCACAGCAACUACAAGAGCGCCAACAAGAACAACUGCCCGAACAGCUGCACGCAGAACCACCUGGUCUGACUCGUGGGAUGGUGCGUGGGCUGCAACCCGAGCGCCCGCAUGGGCAGCUACGCGGGCACCAACAUGGGAAGCGACACGCGGACAGGCGUCGCGAGCACCCGUGACGCCACCAACAGUAGCGCAAGCACCAGUGACGCAAGCCCGAGUCACACAAGCACGAUCGUCGCAGGCACGGGUGACGCAGGCACGGGUGACACAGGCACGAGUGACGCAAGCACGAGUGACGCAAGCACGAGUGACGCAAGCAGCUGUCACUCACGUACCAGUAACAGAAGCAACGCUUGCCCGGUCAUGGGUGACGCAGACGCUCCCACAGGAUGUGUAUCGUGAACCGACGCGGGCACCAACACAGAUUCCGACAGAACAACCAGCACGGGAACCCUCUAGGGCACCGACGGAAACAACAAGUCCACCAGCGCCUUACCAAGAACAAAGUUAUGACAGCAAGCCAACAGCUGCACCAGAAAUCACAACAGCAUCACCGAUUGCUGUCGACGCUCCCACCUCGCAAGGCGGUUCAGUCAGAGCCGAACCUUCCCCACAGUUUUCAGUUGGUGGAGCAGCCCCUCCAGCGACUGCUCCCGGGGAGGUCACCUUGCUUCCUUUCCCGCAACAGCACCUGGGCGGGACGAGACGACGCCGCAUAAAGUGCGUGAAGACGGGUGUUUUCGCCGAUUUCAGGUCUGGCUGCCGAAGGUAUCACGUGUGCACGAAGAACAAAAGCAAGACGUACGAGUGUCCGCAGGGUCUCCUGUUCAGCCCCGUGAAACAGACGUGCGACGUGCCCGAGAAGGUGACCUGCGCGCCGCCCCGUCACAGGGGCUGUGUCAACUGCAAGCCGUCCAGAACGUCGACGUCGAAGACGCCUGCUGAACGCUUGCACCACGCUCACGGCGUGCCUCCGGGCUUUCACUUCGAGUGCGACCAGCUGCCAGACGGAUUUUACCCGGACGUGGCGCGUCGGUGCCAUGUUUUCUACCGCUGCCACAGCGGGCAGACGUUCUCGCACUACUGCAAGGGCGGCCUGCUGUUCAAUGCCAAGACCGGCAACUGCGAUUUCGAGGGCAGCGUCGACUGUUCGGCGCCGGGCGACGAGGAACCGUCGCCUAACGAGUCUGCAUGAGUGUUUCUCGCACACUUGUCAACGCGGCUAGUCAGUGCGAUGAGCCUCGCGAACGCCGAGUGGCUGCUGAGCAGCGCAACACGUGCCAAGUAGGGAUGCUGGGUUCUCCGGAAGGAAAUGUUAGACGGCGCCCGUCAUAGUAAAAUGCAGCUGACACGCUUCUACGCGCUGCCGAAUACCGAAAGCAGAGUGUUAUCUCGUACCAUAGAGAACUUAGCGAGACUGAACAUUUAAAUAAUCACUAUGGUGAUGAAGCGUAAAAGCAUUAACGGUGUUCUGAUGACGGACAUUGCCCCAGUGUUGGCAGCGUUGAAGGAGAGCUUAUGAGUCUUUUCGUUUAUGGAGCAUCAUGGCAGUUAUGAUGGCAAAAAGACGGAACUGCUUUCGAAGGCUGAUACACUCCCUAUAAAAAUUAUUUGGGCUUGAUGGAGCCCGGGUACCCGAUAAUAGCUAGAUACAAAUGAAGACAGGCCAGGUGCAUCGCUUUUUGUGAACUGCUUCGCUUUCUGUGACGUGUCUCGCGUUUUGUGAGGCAGCAUCAUAGGUAAUCCGAGCAUAACCUGUUUUAGUAUUUUGUAUGGCUGUGCAAAGUUUGCAGAAAACGUAUGUCUGCAGUGUUAAGUCCCAUUUUUUUUUCUGCUUUCACCCGCCAUCGUGCAUUUGAACGUUGGCACCAUUAAAGUCUCCUGUGGAAAAAAAUUGUAACAAAAUAUGGCGUCUAAACGAAAGUUGCAUAUUUUCUAGUGUCUAUACAGCACUUACUUGCGUAGAAGCCAUAUUUCGCGCAGAUGAGCAAUAUACGUGCGCGGCACUUCAGAUGGCCUACAAAGCCAAGCUGACUUAUAGAUGAAGCUCCAAACAAGAUGCAGUUGCCUGCGCCACCGUAGCACUUUGUGUACAGUGCAUUACGGUGGCAUAGAAAUCAGUACCAAACUGUUACAAGCAAGAGAAAAAAACUGCCAUGACGUCCUCUGUAAGCAGCACUUACAGAAUGCCUACGAUCAAGAAGAGUCCUUUGUUUCAUCCUUAUUAGCCUCUUCGGCUAAUACAACAGAAUACGGGACCGAAAGCAAAAUACGGUAUUUGCUAGAAGAAUGACUUUCGCACUCAAUUUUACCAAACAAACAUUGUCAUUGUUGUAAAAUAAACUGCACAUGUUUUUUU